AUGAGCAGGUUACCCAUCGCCGAUGAGCUGUUCAUCAGGUUUGGUGUUCACAAGUACCACGUCAUGCACAUGAGACAACCAACCGUUCGAGAGCCGGCCCAUAACCAAGUGAGGCCCAUGAUGAAAGGUUUCGUCGAGGAAGUCCAGGAGAAGAUGAUCAUCCUUGUCCGUCAAAACUACCUGACGUUGAUUCGUCCUGUCAUUACCUACGCUUGUGGAGCUUGGUCCAUCAAGCAGCGCAAGUGCGUCAGCACACGUCUGAACUUUGGCCUCAGCACCAAGGUGAUUGACCGGAAUGAUAGCACCAUUGGAUUCAAGCGUGGCAUUGUGUGCAUCCUCCGCCAAAUUAGCUCGAAGAAUACAUCCGAGAUAUCUAAAGCUACCAAUGAGGUUCUUCCGGGGUUGACAGAUUCGGCUUCACCUGAAGAGCUUUUCGAUAUGUAG
This is a messenger RNA of Fusarium odoratissimum NRRL 54006, 444 nucleotides long. RefSeq lists its product as uncharacterized. Lineage: Eukaryota; Fungi; Ascomycota; Sordariomycetes; Hypocreales; Nectriaceae. The transcript is spliced from 2 exons. Bases 1 to 444 code for a protein of 147 amino acids. The record is from RefSeq and is a predicted model, not a curated record.